Symbiodinium necroappetens is the source of this 2052-nucleotide messenger RNA. The record is from the annotation of a GenBank genome assembly. NCBI's taxonomy places the organism in Eukaryota, Dinophyceae, Suessiales, Symbiodiniaceae.
AUGAGCAGGCCAAGGUCACCACAGCGACGUCCGGAAAGACGAUCUUCGGCUGGGAACCGCCAGGGAACUGCGGAUGCAUUUUCGCAAGAACUACUGGCAAAUGUAGCGGACGGCUUGCGCAUCGAGAUUGCCAAUGCCCUCAGAGCAUCGGACCGCAAGCAGCGGAGACCGGACGUUGCGAGAGCAGCCGAUGAGUUGCAGCAGGCAGAGCGCGAUGCAUUGGGACGCGAGAUUUUGCGCAACGCAAACCAGGAGUUGGGACGACGCUUUGACCAUUUGGAUGCUUGCCACGUGCAAAUCCGAUCGACUGGCGAGUACAUCCGAGAGGCCGUGGACAGUUUGAGCACGCAAAUGUCUCAGCUUGGAUCGCGGACCGAGCUGUUGGAGGGCCAGAAGGAACUAGAAGAUCCUACGUACCGCAUCCCCGAUCACAAGGAGAUACUCCUCGAGGUGCAUGAAGCGCAGAAGUCGGCGCAUGCACAGCUGAGAAACGACCUGCAUGAGCUACGCGAUCAAAUCGAAGAGUCCCUGCACGACAGGACUGGAAAUGUGAAGCUGGAGGCACUCUUGCAUUCUCUGCAGUCCGACCUUCAGAGCUUGCGCCAAGAGAUGAGCCACUCAAACGAGUGCCUGGGCGAGACUCGGGAGCUGGUUGAGUUCGCAGCUGCUGACCAAGGUCCAAAGGUCGAUUUGCUGAAGGCCGAUGUUGAGUCAGGUUUCCAGAACCUCCGUGUGGACGUGGCAAGCUCGAAGAAGCAAUCCUCUCAAGAAGUUCGACUUAUGCUUGGCGAGAUGGCCCGUAUACAGAAGUUCAUGGGCGUUGACUACCUGUCGCUGAAGUCGCUCCCAGAUGUUGGCUCGGAGAGUCCCUCUGCUGCGGCGAGGACCUCCCUCCGAAGCUCGCGCACAAUAUCCCUGAACGAGGAUAAGCUCGUGUCGACAACGGGCAGUGAUGCGCUUGGCGAUCUGGAAAAGCCGCAGAAGGAGUCUUCCCCAACGCGGCGCCGAUCCUUUCGGGCUGCCACUCGGAGAUUGCAGAGCAACGAUUGUUUGGAGGAGCAUGCCAGCACCGGCGAGGCCGUCAUCGCCGCGAUGCAUCCCAUUCGGCUGCGGGACCUUGGCUUGCAGACGGAGAAUCAUACUCACGACAGGGCUGCCCAAACCGACUCCACUAAUGUGGAAUUUUCGAAGAAGAAGGAGAAAAAACGGCUGGCCGCCGCGCAACUGGAUCCGAAGAAGAAGCUGCGAGUGGAAACUCAAAGAGCCUCCGUGUUUGCCGGUGCAGAUCAGCUCAAGAGGGAUGCGCAGCUCGCUUCGAUGAAGCCACCUUACAAUGUGUUUGAGUACUACCACGAGACUGGCCUGGCACAAAGGAUUGCCAAGAGCCCCAUGUUCGAGAAUGUUACUCUGUCAAUUGUCUGCCUCAGCGCACUGUGGAUUGCAGUGGACGCUGACCUCAACACUGCUGCGGCCCUCAUCGAUGCGGACCCUGUCUUCCAGAUUAUGGAGAAUGUGUUCUGCACAUACUUCAUCCUGGAGAUCUUGGUGCGGUUCUGUGCCUUUCAAAGGAAAUGCAACUCUUUCAAGGAUCCUUGGUUCGUCUUCGACAUGAUUUUGGUGCUGCUCACCGUUGGAGAGGUUUGGAUUUUGACCCUUGUCCUUGCUGUUACCGGGCAGCAAACGUCGAUGAUACAGGGCACCGGCCUUCUGCGGAUGCUGCGCUUGGUGAGGGUCUUUCGGCUGACGAGGAUGACGAAGCUUCUGCGGGCCUGCCCCGAGCUCAUGAUCGUCCUGAAGGGUCUCGCCUAUGCCAUGCGAUCCGUGAGCGUCUUCUUCGGAGUGUGGAUCAUCCUCAUCUACUUCUGCAGUGUGAUGUUCAGGUUGUUCGCUGAUGGAAGCGAGAUCGGCACUGCGGCUUACUUCGAUUCCGUCUUGUCCGUCAUGAACACCCUGUUUUUGCGAGGCAUCUUCGGCGACAACGCGGACUUCAUCGUCAGCAUCACAUCUGUCGACCCCUGGAUGUGGGCCUUCUUGAUACCGUUCUUGGCGGUU